Rhipicephalus microplus (southern cattle tick) is the source of this 7252-nucleotide messenger RNA. Its product is annotated as speckle type BTB/POZ protein. The record is from RefSeq and is a predicted model, not a curated record. Gene Ontology annotation, molecular function: protein binding. NCBI's taxonomy places the organism in Eukaryota, Metazoa, Arthropoda, Arachnida, Ixodida, Ixodidae.
AAGUGCGCGUCCGCUUCAGCAAUCUGUUCGUGCUGAACGACGUCGGAGUCUUCCGGUUUUCUUUUCUAUAUUUUUUUACUUUUUUUCUUACGAUCUAGGAGCGUCGCCCAGCUGUAGCACGAUUCCGCACUCCGUAGUUUCCACUCGAGUCGCCAUCGAAAUGGGCCAUCGCGCCCGUGCGUUGCAGAGAAGCGGCGCACAGCGAGCGUUUAGCUUCAGCGCGCGCGAGUCCGCUGUUGCUGCGCGUCCCAUCGAUCGAUGAGGUCGUUCCUUUCGCCGGCUCUCCGCCACCGCCGUGAUGGCGCCGACUUGUCUCGCGCACUCGUACGACCGCUCGAAUGAAGACGACGACGCGGAGCCAGCCUUCUUCUAGGGGCCCGCCGCUACCCGGGAAAGUGUCGGCGGCAAGAAAGUGGACAACGCCAUGCCGUAGCCCGUGGCCGCCGUGCUACUGGACUUUCCCUCCGAGCACCUUCUUCACCCUAGUAUAUUAACCUUAAUCAAAAACCCUCACUCUAAGCACAUUAAAGUAUAAAAGAAGGAAAGGACAUCAACUAAAACCUUUAAAUAUUGACAGAGCUGAUUGGCACUUAACAAGUUCACCAGGAUGAGUGGAAUGGCCGAGGACUUGGCGGGCACCGAAGAGGAACCCGACUAUUCGGUCUUUGAAAACAAAACAGGGCUGGCCGAAGACAUGAAGUUUCUGGCAAGCAUGCCAGAACUUUGCGAUGUAACUUUUCUCGUGGGAGACACGAGAGAGCCCGUCUGUGCCGUCAAAGCCGUGCUGGCCGCACGGAGCAGGGUAUUCCACAAAAUGCUGUAUGGUGGCUUUCAAGGAACUCCAAAUCGUGAUCGCGACGCCUCGUCGAAAAAAAGGGAUCUAAACAAAGAGACGAAAUUGAAAUUGUUCUUGAAGAGAAGCAGUGAGCCUAUGCUGAACAUACAGUUUCCUCAGCCACAGACACACCAGACUCUGAUCAUAGAGGAGUUUGAGCCUGAUGUAUUCAGGCAACUCAUUGAGUACAUACACACUGGCUGUGUCACCUUGCAAGCCAGAACACUCCUGGGUUUGAUGAAUGCUGCCGAUUACUAUGGACUGGAGGAAUUGAGGAAGGGCUGCAUGGGAUUUGUCCAAUGCUGCAUUAGCGUUGACACAGUGUGCGCACUGCUGGCGUCAGCAGAACGUUACAUCCAGUACAAGUGUACAAAGUCGCUUGUCCAGAAGGUGCUUGAAUUUGUCGACAACCAUGGCAAUGAGGUGUUGAGCCUUGGCUCAUUUGCCCUGCUGCCAGAGCAUGUUGUACGACUCAUAUUGUCGCGUGAAGAACUUACAGCUGAUGAGCUCACAAAAUUUCAGGCUGCUGUACACUGGAGCAAGCGGUACUGCGACACCAUGCCGGAGGCGGAGCUCCGGGAGGUGAUGGGCAACUUUCUCGAGUGUAUCGAGUUCUACAAGAUACCGGCGGGCGUGAUCAUGCGGGAGGUGCACCCACUGGGCGUGGUGCCGGACCACGUCAUAAUGAAUGCACUCGCCUUCCAGGCAGAUCCCUCCAGCGUCGACAUGAACAAGAUCAGCUCGCCCAACCGCUUCCGUCGAUCCACCAUAUUCAGUGUGUCGCCCCUCAGGUCGAUGUCGAUAGCUGACCCGUCUCCCGGGAAGCCGCCCGAAAGCGACAACCAGAUCAACGCAGAGGUGGACAAGGCCCAGACUAAGACCAGGGGCCGCAGCAAGAGCACCUUCUCCCGGCCCUACCGGCGCAGCAAGACCUUGGCCGAGAGCUAAGGGCCGUCUCCCAGCAACUGAGUCUGUCUCUUGUCCUUCUUCCUUGCUUGGCUCGCCACUGUGUGCACUCAUGCAUGGCGCUGUUGUGGUCAUGCGAGGUUGCUCAGAAUUCCUUUUCUUAAGCAGUGUCUUGCGACAUGUUUUUAGCAGGUACCCUGCCCUCUUUAGUGUUAACUGCACUAGCCAUGUUUCAUGUCUUUUUGUUUUUUCCUAAUGUUAGUGGGCCCACUACUGCAUGCACUCUCCCUUCUGUCUCCCAGUAGCACAACUGCUCUGCUGAAUGUGUCCUACUCGAAUUCUAAGAAUUUUCGCUGGGAAACCCUCAUUUACUUUCAAGGUUUCAUUGAACAGCCUAAAGGCUUUGUGUGCCAUUAACCAAUCUUGCAUGAGGUAAAGCGUAGCAAAGAAUGCCUGUUCCAUUUUUUUUUGCUGUCUUUUAGCUUAGAGAGAAUGCAGUAUACAUUAUGACAGUAUGUAAGAAUAUUACAUAUUAACAACGAAAGGUUUUCAUUGUCUGAGGUCCUUAAACUUGUAUUGCACAGUGUUACGAUACAGAGGCAUGACCCAUCUGCAGCGGUUCACCCUUGCCAAAUUUGAAUCGAGCAACGAGUAUGACAGAAGAGAACAAGAAACUAGGAAAUGUAGUGCAGAUAAACGGGAGACCACAACAUCCGUUCAGUUGUCACAUGGGUGCCUCACAACUGUUUGUUUAGCAUGGCAUCACUUUUGCAUGCACCGUGUGCUUUUCCGUUUGCGUCAGUGAGCAAGAAACUGCAUGAGAAAAGCGCAGUGGCCCAUGCCUGUGUUUUCGCACACGUGGUGGGGAAAUGCGAGCCAAGGUGGAAGGACCUGAAAUACUGCUUUAUUCAGAGCUGUCUCAUCAUUCCUUGUGGCGGGGAACUGGUUCCCUAUGUCCCACAAUAGCUGGCACGAAAGGCUCCUGCCUCUUUUUGAGAAGCGUAUAAUCGUAGCAUCUGGCAAAAAUUGCACUUGUGAUGUCGUGGGACACCUGUAUUGUCUGUCAUGUCAGUAACAAAGAAGGAAGUGUCUGUUCUCAUGGUUGAUAUAGUACUGUAUAAUUUUUUUCGUCUUGCCCGUAUGCGAUCUCUUAAGAUUUUAUUAUAAAGACUGUAAAUCAGUGCUUUAUAUAUAUAUAUAUAUAUCAAAUGCACAGUGUAUGGCCAUUGCCAAACACAAUACAGUGCCUCAUUAUUUUGGGGCAGAAGAACACAUUCUGUGGAAGGACAGGUCAUGUUUAAUGGCAUUAGAAGCACAUUAGGGGAGUAGUACUCAUCUUUCAGAAAGCCGAAUCUUUAAACCCUUUCUUAGAAGACAGACGAUGGCAUCUCCAACAGAUCAUUUUCCAUUAGAAUUCUAUUAAAAGGGCACUAAAGGCAAAGUGAAGUCAAUAUUGACUGUUGAAAUAGUCAUCCAGAAACCUCGUAGUGCUAGUUUUCUGCCAAGGAAGUGCUUCUUUUGAAAUUAAUCACAUUUUAAUGGUCCGCAUCAUGUUAGUGCACUUCAAAUCACCCGCGCCUGAAAGCGGUCUUUUAGACGUCACUGUUACCUUGCCAAAUGUUGCUCGCUUUUACUACGCGGCUGCCGACACCAGUAGCAGCAGAGUGAAAGUAGCGGGAACCACAGUAGCAACAACAGCCAUUGAACAAUUUUCUGCAAUCUCGGAGGCCAUCAUUCUGGUUGCUUGGUUAAUUUUGCUCGUUAUAUGACACCACCUAUCCAGGCUAACCAGCCGAAAACAUUAACUUUUGAACAUCUCAUGCCAUUUCGGGGAUUAACGUCAGGCGGUUCUUUUUUUCUGUAAAUCAAACAAACGGACAAGCAGCAUAAUAUAUCUCUUAAUGCAUGGAAAUUUUUUUUAUUGCAGUUAGUUUGAUUAGUAGUGAUCAACUGUUGGCAGAAACUCUCACAUCAUCAAGAUCAUUUCGCAAAUGUCCCACUCGUGGUGCAUAUCGUGGGAGCUUAACUUCUUGGUAAGUAAGGCACUGCUGUUGAUAAUAUUGCCAUUUUAGACAUUGUCAUACAUUAAGCUUUCACUGUGACGUAAAUUGUCCUUUCCCUUCAGUGUCCCUUUUAAGUGAAAGAUAGUUGGCAACCACAGCACCAGUGUGUGUGAUAUUCACAUAUAUAAAUUUUCAUUCACGGUCGGUUGCAUUUUCCUUGCUCAUGAGUAUGAAGGGCCUUGGAUAAUUUUCUAACAUAGCCAGCUGCCAGUUUUAACAUAUUGGUUGUUACAAUUUUCUUUCUUCAGCUUUUUCUUGGGUGCUUCAAACCAUGUAUCUACUGACUAUUCGUGUAUUCACUGGCUCUGAGAUAAUCAUUAAACUCAAAAGGGCGCAGUAGGUUGUGUUGGCAGUAUGCCACAUUCAUUAGCAGUCAAGGGUAUUCUUAUAAUAGCUUGUUUUAUAGUUUAGCUGUUGCUGCUGUAGCCUAGAUUAUUACUCUGCUGUAUGCAUCGCGAGGUCAAAAGCAGUUCAAGUUGCAUAGCUAUGCUAGCUAGUUUGGUGUUUGUUAAAAUGUAGUCUUAUAGACAGUGCAACUAUGUGUCUGCCAUCUUUGUCAAAUUCAAGUCUUACAGUGUCCAGUUUUAAUACUGUGUUUUUUGAUAGCUGGCAACUGUCCCAAACAUUGAAAAACUAUAGGAAAUAGAUAAUAAUUUCAACAUUAAAUGUUUAAUGCCCAGGUGUGACUGUGGAAUUGCAUCUGCUGAACAAUUACUUCCAGGCAUUACAUAAGUGCAACAUUGACAUUUCAUGUUGCAAAAUAUGUGUUAAGUAUCAUCCCUUCACAUCAGAUUGCGCCUUAUUGUUAGAUUUCUUGCUCAGUCUGGGAGUUUGUUACCUGUGGUAGUAGGAGACUGGCCAAUUGAGUAAGCGAUCACUUGGUUAUCAACCUCGCUGUACUACUUGGUGUACUGCUAAGUGAGCUGUUUACUUUGUUGUUACUAGCACUGUUAUCACUUGUAGAACUAUUCAGGGGCAGCUAGCUAUAUGACCAACAAGGAGAAACAAGUAUUUACCAGGCAAUGAGUCGACUAUGGCCAACAAAUUCAUGACACGUAGCACAGGAACAGCAGGUCUUCAUGCUAUCCUGUGUCUCUGUGAUUGAAACAUGUGGAGUUGAUAAUACUUUAGUGGGUUUUUUUUUUCCUCACACAGCAGCACCCUUUUUCUAGGUUGCUUCAACUGAAUAUUAAAGCACUCAAUGCCAAACAGAAUGCUUUCGUUACCAAGGUAUAGAAGCACCAAAGCCUAACGAGAGUUGUAAAAACACAUGGUUCAUUAAGCACUUCAUAGCUCUCAUCACUUGAUUUCAUCUUCUGUCAGGUAAUGUGUGCGUUGGUCUGCGAACCUUUGUAACAAGUAGUACGUCAUUUGCAUGUGUCAACCUUGCACAUUAGUUUAUAAAACACCCACUCAAGAGUUGUCACUUACCGUUAUUGAAUUUCAUUCCUCAUUAAUUCUUUGCAAGUAUAUUUCUGAAGUAACUCGAGCAGAUCAUGAAUUGCAGGCGCAGCUAUUGCGAUAAGUUGAAAUGUUGCAGACAUGCAUGUUAGCAUAGCAACCAUUCAUUAAAAAAACCAAAUUAUCUUUAACUGAUCUUCCCAUAAAGUAGUUGGAGAUUAUCGAUGCAGAGUUCGUUGCCGGGAAAGCUAUAUUGAGCUCUUAUCAUUUGGUUCUACCAGCUGGGCAUUUUCCACAGUGGCGAGACAUUGUUCUGCAGUGGUUUCCGUGUGGUCUAGGACAUGUUUAUUCUGUAAUGUGUCAAUGUACUACAUGCAUGUGCGUUUGCCUGUAUAAGAGGACUAUGGCAUCAUUGGCAUGUUGUUGUCACAUUAUCAUUGUUGUUCAUCACCUAGUGCGUUGAUUGUGAAAGCAUCGAGCUUUUUUUGGUGUUUCGGCACAUAGACCCACCCAUUCCCAAAGACGAAGAUUGCUCAAAGUUCACCUUCCACUGUGUGUUACCAUUUGAAGAAAGUGUGAAAAACCAGUGUUGACGCCUGUGCUCUCUCCCCCAAAAAUGAGAUGCUUCGAACAUUCUAGCGUUAACCAUCGCUUGUAUCUUAGGUGUACACCCACAGUGCAUACUGCACCGAGUAUUGAAGCCACAUUCAAGACAAACCAUAUAGUUUUGAAAAAAAAAAGAAUGCUAUUUUUAAAUUUCUUAUGCCUCACAUACUUCUAUCCAGCUUUGUCAUUGAGAGAAAAUAUGCAUAUAAUAUAUACACAUAUAAUAUGUAAUGGUUGUAAUUUCAAUGCCUUAAUCGGAAGCUCUUCAAUAUGCUGUGAUACAGUAAUGCCCUGCAGUGUUUGGUGUGUCUGCAGAUGCGUUAUCACCGACUAGAUCUGCCGAAAGAGAUCAUGCUUAAAAGUGGACAGAAACAUAGUUGAGCCGUCUUCCUGCCAGGAUCUAGUGUCCAGCCCUCAUUCAGAUCAGUUGUAAUUCCUGUAGAGUACAUGCGUGUCAUCGUUCAUGAACCCUAUUGUGAUUGUAUUCAUUUAAGUAGCUAGCUCUGUUAGUUUGGCGAGCUGCUGAAGCAGUUCACGCAGACAAGGACUCAAAAGUGAUAAACAGUAGUAGCGAUAGAAAAGUCCCCUUAGAUGUCUUUGCACUGCAGCCUAGCAAUCGCUCUUUCUGAUUGCUCAGUGGAAAUACAGUUUUUAUCAGUUUGUAAAAAUUGUUAUGCUGCUGCCCUUGCUUGCUACUUAGUUGCCAGUAGUACUUAAGUGCCCUAGUCUUUUUUGUUAUAUAUUUGGCAGCACUGAGCACUGUUUGUGCAAUAUAGUAUAGCUAACAAUAGCUCCACCCUUGUAAAAAUUGCUGCAAUGUGUCCACAGUGCAGAUGUGUAUAUGAGGUACUGUUGUAAGAGCAUCAUUUUAAACCAUUUUGGAAUGCUUAUUCUGUUACCUUAGUCAGCUGGUUUGCCCACCUUCCACAGCCAUCUUGCAAUCUAAGUAAUGUUUUGCAAUGACUGUAGGACUGGAAAAGGGGUAAGGCCAGAUGUCAGCUGAUGCUGUUGCAAUUUCUGGGGUUCGAUCAUGUCAAAAAGUGUUUAUAGCUUGUUGCAGAAGAGCAUGUUUUGCUAUUUAUUCUUGAAGUUAUCGUUGUGGAAUUGCCGUGCUGACUGUACGCUCAGUGGAGCACUUUGUUGUGGCGCCCGCCCUGUUCGUCCAAGUAAUGUUGUCAGUUAAGGUAAUAUGAGAUGUAGUUGUAAACAGCACAGCAGAAUAUAAAUGUUAUCCGUAAGUAUGGAAAGCAUAAGCUCUAUGCACACAGAAGUUGGGGCAGUGCGGUGUCUUUAUCGUUCUGCCUUUUGGCGGCAUCCUUCACCAGUUUUCUCUAGUGUGAACACACGUUUGUAGUAACCCCAUUAUCACUCACUGUCUGCCCCUCAGGAUUGUAUUUUUGUAAACGUGGAGGUAAGAAUAAAAUGUGUCUAUUAAAGUCUG